AUGUCAAAUGGGAAACUUUAUGAUAUAGAGAAGAAAUUGGAAUCGUAUGACAACGGUUGGCGUGAGUUUGUAAGUACCCAUGAAAAAUAUUUAGACGUUAUAGACAGUGAAAAUGAAAAGGAAGCUGUUUAUAGUUUGUAUGAAGAGCAAAUAAAGCGAAGGUUUGAAUUUGGCUGUAUAAUUAAGUCUUGGAGAGGAGAAGUAAGUCAGAGGGAAAAUAUAGAUCAUGUUUCUUGUUCGAAAGCCUCAACAAGAAGUAGAGCUUCAAGUUGAAGCUCUAGAUUGUCUUCCUUGUCGAAAAGAAGGGAAAGAUUAGCCCUUGCCCAACUAAAAGUCGAUCAGAUUGCAAGAAAGCAUGAACUAGCAAAGAAAAUGUUAGACUUACAGAAUGAAAGUGAGAUGUUGGAAGCAGAAAUACAGAGAGAAGAAGCUAUGAUGAGUGUUAGUAUUUGCGAACAGGCUAUUCGGGAGGAAAGAGAGCAUAAGUUAGGUGACAUUGAAGAACUGAAUGAGAAUAACGGGCAGGGACGUCUCGACAAUGCACCCACUAGAAGUGUCCAAGGGGAAGAAGGGGCGAGUUUGCUCAAAGUGGAUAUUAAUGAUAAACAUUCUUUGAUAAACUAAAGUGAACAUGCAGAGAGAGGCACAAAAUUUCUAAGUUCAGACCAACCAGUUGAACUUUCAAAUACCUCAGUGCCCAAAUUAAUAACCCAUGUCAAUUCUAGUAAUCCUAUGCCAGAGAUUCAGGGAAUAAAUUCUGGGUAUGCGGGGUAGACAACUGCUGUGCCAAGCUCUGUGUUUCCUCUGAGACCUAGUACAUCUGUAGUCCCACCCAGACCGGAACCAACAGUUCUCCCAGCGAAUACAUAUUCAUUGCCCUGGACUUUAACCCAUCCGGUAUUGUCCUAUCAACAACCAUCAUACAACCCUCAGAUAUGGGAUACUACGUGGAAUCCUUACAUGUGCAAUGUAGGUUUACCCCUUCCCCCUUCUAAAUUCAGACCAUGGAGCACAAGUUUUGGGGAAAAUAGACACUAACAUUAAGAUUGUUAAGGCUCUGAAGCAAGUGGUUGCCACACCAAAGCAAGAAUAUAUACACUUUGAUGGGAAUCCUAUCAAGUUCCCCUCAUUUAUGCAAAAUUUUGAAACAUGUCUUGAAAGAUUCAGCAUUGCCAUUGUAAGGCAAAGGAAGCCAUUGAAACCUGUGUCAAUUUGCCUGCAGAUGAAGGAUAUUGUGUUGCUAAGAAGACCCUGACUGAGAACUUUGGUAAGCCACAUAUAAUUGCUAGGGCCCACAUUAAGAAGUUAGUCAAUCUACCCAGUAUAAAGAAAGCUGGUGGCCCUUCAUUGCUUGAGUUUACACGGCAUCUUGAGUCCACUAAUCGGACACUGAAGGGAAUGGGUCCAGAACAUGUUAGUGACUUGGAUCAUCUGAACACCUUGAAGGAGUUAAAUAGAAAACUUCCAAUGUUCAUGAAAGCAAGAUGGACUGAGGAAGCUGGAAAGAUAUAUGAGCGUAAUUCCACAUCACGAUUUGAAGAUUUUCUUAAUUUUAUCAAGAAGAAAGCUACUUUGGUGAACAAUGAAUUUGGGGAUGACCUCACCUCUAGUGAUAGUAAGGACAGGGCUAAGGAGAAAUGGAGAAAUAAUGAGAGAAAG
Paramuricea clavata is the source of this 1659-nucleotide messenger RNA. The record is from the annotation of a GenBank genome assembly. Lineage: Eukaryota; Metazoa; Cnidaria; Anthozoa; Malacalcyonacea; Plexauridae.